UGUCAUCUUCAAUCAAAAGUGGAAAAAAAAUUCUUACACGUAGAUUUUCAUCCUAGCUGUUUUUGUGGUCUGCCUGCUUGUGAAAACCGUGAAAAUUUUGUGCAAAUUGCUCUGUAAAAUCGUCUCGAGUGGAUAGUGUUGCUUUCGGAAUGCGGUCGGCGUAAAAACGGACGGAUCAAAUAACGACCACAGCCAUGUUCAAGAAACUGAAGGAAAAAAUCACCGAGGAGGUGAAGCAAUCGCCCCAGCGAUUUGAGCAACUGUCCAAGGGUUUACAGGCCGCCGUAAGCUCCGCUUCUUCGUCCACAUCCGAAAUAUCGGGUAGCGAAAAUUUCUUUAGCAUCACGGAAGAUGACACACCGCAAAAUUCUCCGUUACGUAAAUCUCAAGCACUGAGCAGCACCAGCACACCGGUCCUGAACCAGAUCAACAACAAUACGCUGGGCAACAAUAGUACCGCUUCGACAGGAUCUUCCGUCAAUGCCAGUAACACCGGCAGCAGCAAUACCGGCAAUACUAGCAUCAGCAGCGGGUCGUUUUUCGCAAACCUUACCGGUGGCAAUCCGGUCAACAGCAGCGGCAACAACAAUGGCGUUUCACCAACAACUAACCGAACUCGUCGGCUGUCCAAUUCGUCCAUGGCAAGCGAUGUCUCGUUCCGAUUGCCGGCUUACGAGUCUCCUGCUAUCUACCACCUGGAAACGGACAUCGACGUGUCGGCCAGCGAAACGGAAUCGGUUUCCGGUGCCGCUGCCAGCAACGGUCAGCUGGAUCUCGUGAGCAAAGAAAAGCUCUUCCAGGCCUACAAGAAAGCAUUGGAUCGCUACCAGAAGUAUCGGGAACGGUACACCGAGUUGGCUCGUCGCUAUCGGGAGCUGGAGAAGGAUAACAGCAAGGCGCGGUCGGUGCUGGUCGAGACACAAGAUAAAGCGCUGCGAAGGAUCAGUGAGUUGCGCGAGCAAUGUUCACUGGAGCAGCAAGCGAAGGCACAUCUCGAUUCGGCACUGCGGAUGGAGAUCGACGAGCUACAGUGUGUGGUGAAGACGUUGAAAACGAAACUGGAAGCCGUUGGGGAUGGGUCGGAUGAUACUUUGAAGAAUGAAAAGGACUUGAUAUCGCUGUCUGGGGAUGAAGCAGGAUUGGAGGAGAAGUUGAAGGCCUUGGAAGCCAAGCUGACACAGGAGAUCAAGCUGAAGGAAGCUCUGGCUCAGGAAGUUGCUGUACUGAAACAGCGCGAAGAAGAGCACUCGAUUUCGGUGGCGGAAAAUAAGAUGGCAAUUCAUUCCGAGUUGGAGAGUAAAGAGGGGGAAGUGAGAAAGCUAAAAGAGCAAUUGCAAAGUAUCGAGAAAAACAUGAAACAGGUACUGGUUGAUAAGGACACAUUGGGGAAGGAGGUGGCUGAGUUGAAGAACAAGUUGGGCGCGGCAGAGAAAAAGGUGAAGGAACUUGAUAGCACGGUUGCGACAUGUAACGAUCAAAAGAACAAACUGGAGUCCAAGUUUGUAGAGUUCGAGCGGAAGAUCUUGGAACUGGAAAAGGAUAAACAUCGAAUGAAAACCGUUACCAUCAAUUUGGAACAGGAAAGGAAUGAUUUGUCCAGAAAUCUGGCUGAAUCUGAUGAUAAACUGGAGAAGACGCUGAAAGAAAACGAAGACUUAUCCACAAAGAUCACAGAUUUAGAGGAGCUGUCUAAAUCGUUGAGCUCGACAGCUGAAGUUGAUGCACUUAAGGGACAGAUUAAGGAACUAUGUUCAAAUAAAGACGAGUUGCAGCAAAACAUUGAAGCAACGCUGAAGGAAUUAGAGGAUUCUCGUUCAAAUCAAGUGGCAAAUGAUAAACGUAGUGAGGAAGCUAAACUUACUUUACAAAUGCUUCAAAAAUCUAUAGAAGACAAAGACGCCACCAUUCAGGAACUCCAAAGCCAAAUCAAACAACAAGAAACUGCUCAUACUGAAGAGGAAUCCAGACUGAAAACCAUUCAAAGUGCACUGGAGGAAAAGAAUAAAAAGCUCAUCGAACAGGAGGACGAGAUCGUUACAUUGAAGAAAACCAUCAAACUCGACCAGGAACGUCUGGUUGAGGUAACAAAGGCCUUGGAUGCUGCGAAGGAAGUGCACGAGCGGGACCGUUCCAGCAAUGAGGCUAGUCUCAAGGAGGUUUUCGACCAGAAUAACCAUCUCACUGCGGAGCUGAAGCAAUUCAAAGAGAAGCUGGAGAAAGUCAAUUCCAAGUUUAAGAAGAUAACGGAAGAGAAGGGUAGCUUAAAAUCGCAAAAUGAGCAACUACAGACGGACAUAAAGGGCUGCAAGCAGGAGAUGAACAGUUUGCUCCAGCAGAAGGCUGCCCUUGCCGAGGAGAUUAGGAAUAUGAAAAUCAUCAACGAGAAUUCCGAGUCCGAAGCAUUGGAGUCGCUACAGGAAUCGAUGAGAGCUAGUUUGGCGCAGGCCGAAGAACGAUUGUUGGAAACAACGCGUGAUUUAAAUCACGUAAUCGAGCUAAAGUCAGAAGAAAAUAGAAAACUUGCCGAGGAACGAGACGAAAUAGCCGAAAAGUUAGACGGUGUUCAAAAAGAGAAGGAAGAUCUGGCAUCGGAAGCAACGAACCUUAAAGCAAAAGUUGAAUCGUUGCGCAACGAAAAGAAGGAUUUAGAGAAGACGCUCGAUCGAGAGAUUCGGGAAAAGACGGAACUCAAAGCACAGGUUACCAACAUUCUGCAGGAGAUUGGUCGGUUAGAGGAACAGUUAAAGGACGUAAAGAACUCCCAUUCAUCCAUUUUGAACGAGAAACAAACAUUGGAGGAGAAGAUCGAGCGAUUGCAGCGACAGCACAUUGAAACGAAGAGCAAGGCAGACAAGGAAAACACUCACAAGUGGCAAGCAAAGGUAAAGGAAAACGAAAUAAAACUGCAGCAGGUUGAAUGUGAAAAUUCGCAGCUUGCAGAGAAGAACUGUCUGCUGGAGGAGAACAAUCGACGAACGUCCGAAGAGAUCAAGAAACUUCAGGCUGCUCUGCAGGAGUCGGAAUCCACACUGAAGCACGAGAAAAAGAAGAUCAAAGAAUCCCAUGCGAAUGUUGAAGAUCUGAAGAAGAGAUGCCAAGAGUUGGAAGAGAAGGUGAAAACGGCGACUGGAGAUCACGCCAAGUUGUUUAACGAAAAAGAACUAUUGGAUCAUCAGCAUCGAUCACUGCAAGAUCAGUUGGAAGCUAAGGAAAAGGAGAAGCUGUGCGUAUUGGACAACAACAGCUGCUUAUCGGAAGAACUGACUGCUUUGAAGAGUUCAACCAAAUCAUUGGAAGAGGAGAAGCAGAAGCUCACAGAGGAAUGCGACGCACUCAAGGUGGAAAUCGACAAAGUUCGAGCAGAGAACGAAUACCUAAAGAGUAAACAGAACGAGUUGAAGGCGAAAAUGGAACAGGAAAAACAAUCCAUCGUCGAGCAGAAUGAUGCUCUCAACAAGGAGAUCGAUUCCAUGAAGAAUAGUAACCAAAAUCGUCUACUUGAGCUGGAAGCCCUUAUCAAGAAGGCAAAUGAAGAGAAGCAAUCUUUCAGCAAGAAUGCUACCGAUCUGGAGAAGAAGCUGGAAACUUACGAGGAAAUUAAGAUCGAAAACGAAUACCUCAACACGUUGAUCAAACAGUUGGAAGGGGAAUUGCACACGGUGAAGGACGAAAAAUCAAAACUUUUAACGGCGGUCGGGGUAAAGGAAUCCGAAAUCAGUACUCUCAAAGUCAAAAUUGGUCAAGUGGAAACGAUCGUGGAGGAGAAGGAUCAGGAGAUUAAGAAAUUGAUCAAUGAGUUUGUUGGGAAAGAACAUGAAUUAAAGGCGAAGGUCUUAACGCUGGAGCAUGGCAAAUCGGAAGCUGAAAAGCGAGUAGCGGAACUCUCGACAGCUAGUGAUGAACUCAAAGCUGAAGCGACCAAAAACGUCGAGUUGGCCAGGAAGAGUGCUGAGGAGCAACUAAGCUUAGAAGACCAACUAGCAGAAGCAACGAGCGCUCGAGACGGGCUAAAGAACGAGCUUGAACAGACUAAGACUGAGCUUGAAGAGGUCAGAAGCAAGAAGCAAACCGUGCAGAACGAUUUCGAGCAGGAGAACACAGAGAUGCGGGAGCAAUUGAAGGAACUGGGCGUUGAAAACGACCGAUUGAAGAAGGAACUGCAAGGGGUGAACGAAUUGCGGUUGGAGAAUGAAAACUUUACGAGGGAUUUGGACGAAUUGAAGAAUGAACUGAACAUUGCGUUGGCCGAGAAGCUGGAACUGGUGCAACAGCAUUCCAACUUGAAGGAUAAGUUCGACGUGUUCAGUGCGGAGACGGAGGAAAAUGUGCAACGGUUCACGGCGGAAAUUGAACAGCUGCGACGGCAGCCACCAGAUGCGACCGGUGGUGAUCAGGAGGAACGGGGUGGUAAGGCGCUGGAAGAGAUGAGAAGCCGCAAGGAGGAGUUGGAGAAUAAGCUGAAGAAGAUUAUGCACGAAGUGCAGGAUGUUUCCAACAGAAACCUGUUCCUGGAGCAAAAGUGUGAAAACUAUUUGAUUAUGGAACAGUCGAACGAACGGUUGAAGCUGCAGAAUGAAAAACUGUCGCGGCAAUUGGACGAGACUCUGGUUUCAAUGCAUCAUAGUGAAGGAAUAGCGGCCAACACCGAGUUCGAGUACUUAAGAAAUAUUCUUUUCCAGUAUCUUAGCGGCAACGUCACCGGUAACAAUUCCACCUUGGUGAAGGUGAUAGCGGCCGUUUUGAAAUUCACACCCCAGCAGACGCAGGUCGUAUUGGAAAAGGAAGCGCAUCGUCGGUCAUUGAUGGGACAGAUCAACAAUCUUCUAUAGCAGGAAAAAGUCAGCGCUGUCCACCAGCAGCUACUGCAUUCCUCCCGCACCAAGCACUAUCGGUACUACUAGGCACUGGUAUGGAGCCAACGGAAGGUUUGUGUAAAUAUAAUCUCUAUGUGUAUAUCUUUGCUGUUCUCCAUAUGACCCCAUCCCCGUGUUUCGUGUUUUGAAGCGAGAAGUCAUCUGAAAUUCAGAUGAGUUGUCUCGGCUUCGCCUUCGCCAAAAGCCCCCAACCAUGGACGGGUAGGGUUCAGCUGAGGUUAGCGAAACACUAGAACAAAAUAAGCAGGAACGGCAAAAAUUCAAAAAAAUAUUGAAAUGAUUAGUAAUGUGUUCAUAACUACUGAGAGACCGAUGAAACAAACAUGUAGUAAAGGAACAGUUUUACCCACCCUCCCAUUUUUUUGUGGACGGCUACCGAACUCGUAUGAACUAAAUUAGACAGAUAAUAUAUUAAAUAGUAGCGAAAAUAGAAGCCACCUAGGAGAGUAUAUGGAAAGCAGAUCCAAUCUAGCAGCUAACGACAUGAACUAAUGUUUAUAUUAGCUAAAAGUUGCAAAACUACGGGCAUCAGCAAGUUUUAUAGAGUAUGCAGCAAGCUUAGCAAGAAGCAUGAAGGACCCGGAAGCCCGAUUUAAACCAAUUCUCGUCUACUAACUUUAAACAAAACUACCUACAAUUGCAUCUUAGACUAGGACAAAUUAACUCAAACCAGAAACACACGCAAAGCUACCUUUAAUAGUAAAUCAAUUGUUGCAAGCAUGGCA
Messenger RNA from Ochlerotatus camptorhynchus, 5599 nucleotides. It is a transcript of the gene Golgin245, whose product is annotated as golgin subfamily A member Golgin-245. The transcript is spliced from 7 exons. The record is from RefSeq and is a predicted model, not a curated record. Lineage: Eukaryota; Metazoa; Arthropoda; Insecta; Diptera; Culicidae. Gene Ontology annotation, cellular component: Golgi apparatus. The coding region runs from base 195 to 4829 and encodes 1544 amino acids. Gene Ontology annotation, molecular function: small GTPase binding. Gene Ontology annotation, biological process: Golgi vesicle transport.